Egretta garzetta (little egret) is the source of this 514-nucleotide messenger RNA. Its product is annotated as vesicle-associated membrane protein 2. Lineage: Eukaryota; Metazoa; Chordata; Aves; Pelecaniformes; Ardeidae. Gene Ontology annotation, biological process: vesicle fusion; SNARE complex assembly; vesicle-mediated transport. Gene Ontology annotation, molecular function: SNAP receptor activity; syntaxin-1 binding. The record is from RefSeq and is a predicted model, not a curated record. Gene Ontology annotation, cellular component: SNARE complex; plasma membrane. The transcript is spliced from 5 exons. The coding region runs from base 1 to 444 and encodes 147 amino acids.
AUGCUGGAAGAGGACAAGCUGGGAAGUGUCUACUUUAUGCCAAAUGAUUUUAAGGACAGCUUGGGAGGUGCAAAAAAGAUGAAACUUACUGGGCAGAAAAGGUCUGUUCCGGCUCCUACUCAAGGUCCCACCAGUGCUGGGGCUGCAGGGCCACCUCCUGCUACCAAUGUGUCAAGCAACAAACGACUGCAGCAGACUCAAGCCCGGGUGGAUGAGGUGGUAGACAUCAUGAGAAUGAACGUGGACAAGGUGCUAGAAAGAGACCAGAAGCUAUCAGAGCUUGACAACCGGGCAGAUGCAUUGCAAGCAGGUGCCUCACAGUUUGAAACCAGUGCAGCCAAACUGAAGAGAAAAUACUGGUGGAAGAAUUGCAAGAUGAUGAUCAUCCUUGGUGUAGUAUGCGCAGUCAUUCUCAUUAUAAUUAUAAUUUAUUUCUCCACUUGAAAAAGCGAAGAAGGAAGACUUGGCACAACUUUGUUCAUAUCAACCAAUGAUAUCAGUGUUCCUUUGUUGA